Molecule: messenger RNA, 2371 nt
Organism: Cuscuta campestris
Lineage: Eukaryota; Viridiplantae; Streptophyta; Magnoliopsida; Solanales; Convolvulaceae
Source: the annotation of a GenBank genome assembly
CGUACAAGUUUAUAAAAUACGUUAAAAUACGCGUAUUUUAAGCCUAAUCGUAUUAUACACGUUUUUUUACCGAAUCUCUGCUUAAACCUUUUCCGAUUUCCCAAGGCCCAAAAUAGACCAGAGAAUCCGCCACUGUCCAAUUCCUCGUCCCCAUUCUCUAUUGAGUAUUGGCCUCAGGAGUUCCUGCUGCAAGAGUUCCGGCUCUAGAAGUUCCGGAAAAUUAGCAAUCAAUUCGUGUAGUCGUCCUCCUUCAGUUCCUCGUAGGUGGAGUCAGGACCCCAGCACAGCAGCAAUCCCGACGGCAGUGCUCUGCCGUAGCCACUAGCGGUAAGUCCCAAUUCCCAAACCUAAUUUCAUAAUUUUUAUCAUUUAAUUUCUUUUUUGAUUUGAGUAUGAACUUUCAAGUCUCAACUCUCAAAUCUCUAUCGUAUAGUUUCAAAUUGCAUUCUGCACUCAGCAUUUGGAUGAUUUCAUAGUUCAAAUUCAAUUACUCAAGUGAUUGCUUCAUCCCUAAUAAGUUGUAGUAGUAAUGGAGUACUGCUCAGGAUUGUGUCUGUAGGGGACUAAAGGGUGAUGAUGAGAGAUGACUACUGUUCAUUGUCUAAAAAGGCCAAAAACAAUGAAAAGGGUAGAUUAGGAUUUUAAGUGCAGGGAUUGAUGCCCAAAAGCUUUAAAAUAGCCUUCAAAGGUAAAAAACUUAACCCACUAUAAAGAGGGACACACUACAGAUCCUUUUCUACAGAUUCUUUUAUAUUGGAUUUUUAUCAUCUUUGCCAUUUUGAUUAUUUCUUAUCUCCACUUUAUUUGAUCCAUAUUUUCUAGAAAACUAGCAGCAGCACAAAAAACUCAAAAUAAACCAAACUCUGUUACAUUUUUAUUCAUAACUUUAUGAUUAAGUGGUCAAUUGGUCAUUGCUCUUUGCUUGAGUGCUAAACUAAUUUGGUUUAUUUUUUGUAGAGUCGUGGUUAGAAAGAAGGAUCCACUUUGGGUACAUGCUAUUGAUAUGAAACGAGUAUUUUCUUGAGGCUUAACAAGAUUGAAGUUUCAAUUGUCACGAUUAAGGGGUAAUGAAAUUGAGAUAUGCACACAAGUUUUAAAAGAAAUAGAAACUCAGGUGUGUGAAGCAAUUACACAAACCUCUAAAAGGCUUAGAGUUGAAUCUAGCACAACAAACUUUAGAGUGGGUGGUUCUACUAUGUCUUCUCAUCCUUCAUUGUAUCAAACUACCAUGCCUGAAAUGGUAAAAAAAUGGACAAGAGCAAUAUAGAUGACUUGCUUGCCACAUUUUUCAUUCAAAAUAAUAUUGCAUUCAAUGUUUUGCAACAAAAGUCUUUCAUCAAUCUUGUUAAAGGAAUUGCAGAGUAUGGACCAGCCUAUAAAUUGCCAAGCUAUUCAACACUACGGACCAAACUUAUUCCAAGAGCAAAAAAAAAGAGUUGAUGAAUAUGUUGAUGAAGUAAAGAAAUCAUGGGAUGUUUCAGGUUGUUCCAUCAUGUCUGAUACUUGGACUGAUCUUAAAGGAAGAUGCUUUAUUAAUUUUAUUGCAUCAUGUCCUAAACGUUAUGUUUUUCUAAAAUCAGUUGAGAUUUCUGAAGAUAAGAAAAGUGGACUAUUUUUAAGUCAUUUGUCCUUAAAAGUCAUUGAUAUGGUAGGACGUCAACAUGUUGUUCAAAUAAUCACUGAUAAUGGUUCAAACUUUGUUUCAGAUGAGAAUAUGAUUGUGCAAAAGUAUACUUCUAUUUGGUACAAGAGGUGUGCAACACAUGGAAUUCAGUAUCUUUUCAAAGAUAUAUAUGACCAAAUUCCUUGGAUUAAAAGUGUUGUUGAUAAUGCUAAAUCUAUUCAGGCAUAUAUGUAUUGACAUACUAUUAUUACUGCUUUGAUGAGAAAAGUUACAAAUGGACGCGAAUUGAAAAAGCCAUGUGCGAUUAGAUUCGCUUCUAAUUAUCUUGCUGUGCAAUCUUCGGUUGGUCUUGAUAAUGAACUACGAUUGUUUGUGGCAUCUCCAGAAUGGGGAGAUUUGUCUUAUUCCAAGACGCGAGAGGCUAUUAGUGUGACUGGAGUAAUCCAAAAUGAUGUCUUUUGGUCUGAAGCAAAAUAGUUGAUACAUGCUUUAGAACCACUAGUUCGGAUUCUUCGCUUAGUUGAUGGUGAAGGUUCUACUUCUGGGUAUUUAUACCAAGCAAUGGAGUUGGCCAAGGAUGAGCUCAAGCAAAGGGUUGUAAAAACUAGAGAGAAAUAUGAGAAAAUGUUGACAUUAUUUGAUGAUAGAAGGAAAGAGAAUAUCAUCGAUCCUAUUCAUGCAUUUAUUGCUACUCUCCACCCACUUUUCUUUAGUAAUUCGAAUUUUAAGCAAACUGUGGAAUGUUUU